UUGUUGUAUUGAAGGAUCCAUAACCAUGGAAGAAUUGGCAGUAGUGAUCCAGGCAUUAGAUGUAAACCCUACAAAAGAAGAAGUUCAAGGCAUGAUUAGUGAGGUUGAUGUUCAAGGAAAGGGGACCAUCGAUUUCGAUGAUUUCUUAAACAUUAUGGCAAGAAAAAUGAAGGAAAAUGUGAUCGAUGAACUACAAGAAGCUUUCAAAGUAUUUGACAGAGAUCAAGAUGGAUUCAUAUCAGCAAACGAGUUGAGACAAGUGAUGAUGAAUUUGGGAGAAAGACUAACAAUGGAAGAAGCAGAACAGAUGAUCAGAGAGGCCGACUUAGAUGGUGAUGGACUAGUCAGCUAUGAGGAGUUUGCAAGGGAUGAUGGCCUUUUGAAAAAACAUCUAACUCAAAUCGGAAUUAUUGUUAACUUCCUUUUAUUUUUCUUUGUUGGGGAAUGGAGAUUCUUCUUCUUCUUCUUCCCCUACAUCGGCACCUUGUGCCAUAUACUGCAAAUAACUGUAAGCAUUGACGAAGAAUGAAUAUACAAAUUCCACAUAUUCACAAACAGUUCAAGCAUG
Hibiscus syriacus is the source of this 568-nucleotide messenger RNA. Its product is annotated as calmodulin-2/4-like. The coding region runs from base 26 to 529 and encodes 167 amino acids. The transcript has 3 exons. The record is from RefSeq and is a predicted model, not a curated record. NCBI's taxonomy places the organism in Eukaryota, Viridiplantae, Streptophyta, Magnoliopsida, Malvales, Malvaceae. Gene Ontology annotation, molecular function: enzyme regulator activity; calcium ion binding.